Cladocopium goreaui is the source of this 2106-nucleotide messenger RNA. NCBI's taxonomy places the organism in Eukaryota, Dinophyceae, Suessiales, Symbiodiniaceae. The record is from the annotation of a GenBank genome assembly.
AUGAUCACAGAUGACACUCCGUGCUCCUUUUGUGCUCAAUUUGAACACAGCCCUGAACUUGGACGCAAGUGUCUUCCUCUCUUGCACCUCGCCAUCUUCCUGACCAAUGGCUCACCCACCUAUGUCAGCAGAAGACAUCUGGAAGAACGUUCUUACGGCACAGCAAAUGGCCGCCUUGGGGAUCGACUCACCGGAUUCACCACAUCCAAAGAGACAUCGCCCUGGGAAGAAUGCACCCCGAAAGGGGCAGGGCAGGCAGCUGAGCGGCUGAACUGGGCUGCAGCGUGGCUUCGCGCGGCGGCGGCGGCUUCUUGGCAUUGCUGCGGUGAGCGUGGGUUCCUGCAGCUGCUGUCUUCUGCGGCUGAUUGCGCUGCGGCCACGAUGGGUCAAACCAGUCAGCGCAGUUCCCUCUGCGUGGGUGACAAGGCCCCAAAGCAGUGCGUGGCCUCGUGUGAACCCGUGCCUUUCAGCUACCCCAAAGAUGCCAGCGAGUUCCGAAAGCAGUUCUGCGUGGGCGAGUUCUCAGCAAAGAAGAAGGAGUGGGGUGCUCCGGGUGCUCCGUUGCGAGAGCCUUGCCUCAGCAGCGAAUAUGCCGACAGCGGCCUUGGCGAACUCGUGCCGAAACGCCCUUUCAAGCAGAGUUUCAUUCCUACCUUUUGCGAUGACAUCAUGCCUCACAAGUAUGUCUUGCCGCUGUCGGAGAAAGAUUUUGUGGACCAGCACAAAUCAGGCUUUUGGACUCGGAUUAUGGACGACUUCGCAAAGGGAGUCGCUCGUGGAGAGCAUCGCGACUUGCCCUACCGCUCCGGGCCGAACAAACCUGUCGUAAGCCAUUUGACACACAUGAAUCGCCACGUGCCGGUGACUGUACUGGCUGUCUAUGCUGACGGCACUUGCGAUCUGGAGAUCACAGACCUCUUCAUGAAAAAGUGGGAGGAUCAAAAGUCCCGGAAGUUUGCUUUCUUUGGAAAGCUUCGAGCGGAGAAUGAUCGCUAUGUCCUAACCAAAGUGCCCCAGAUUUUGGUCGGUUCUGUUCACUACUCAGGCAUCAACGUCUAUGAUUCGGCGUUGAAGAGCACGGAGGAUGUGCUGCGGGCACCGAAGCCCUCGAACGCCUUCGACCCGCGGUCUGCGGAGGCAGCACAGAACGCACCCAAAGACCAGCUCUACGAGUAUCGGCUUGCAGCUGGACCGUUGCCACCAGAUGCGAGUCCCGCCUGCUGCACCUACGAGUUCAGUGUUCGGCUGCGCUUUCCCAACGAGUUUGAGAUGUACCAUUUCGUGGCCAUGUUGCGACGAUGCGUCCGAGUAGAUCACUACCAGCAGGCCUCGAAGAUGCUGGAGUAUCAAAAGCAACAAACUGCAGCCGCCGUUCCACGGCAACGGCAGCUCUACAAAUCCGGCGGACAGCUGGAAGUGCUGUUGGUUGAGGCUCGUCGCUUGAAGCCUUUGCAGUCAGCUUUGAACACGGUGUUGCAAUCCGACCCCAUUGCUCUCUAUGAGUCGUGGUCCAAGGGUCGAACAGAAGGAGAUCCAUCGCAGUCGAAUCAGAUGCUGGGCCCGGACUAUUUGCCAGAACUGAUGGGAACUACGGAUGGACGGAUGCCGAAGCAGACACCCAACGGCAGCCCCAUCGCUACCUUUGUGAACUUCCGGAUGCUGCAUCCAACGGAGGCAGCUCCGGGAGAAAAACCUGGCCGACCGGAGGUUGUUCCCUACCGUGGACAAAAAGUACAAAUCUCGUCGGUUAUCAACGGGACUGAUUCGCCGGUCUGGGCCCGGGAGUCGGAACUGGAGGCAGCAGGAGGCUGGACGUUCCGAACUGGCAUGAUCGAUCCUGACAAGUUUCCCAGACUGCUGCUGGAGUUUGAGGUGAUGCAAGCAGCCGUUUUUUCGGCUACAAGAAUUGGUCUCAUCCAAAUUCCAGUGACCGAGGAGCAGUUCCUGACGAAUCCGGAGCAGCGCUUCAAGAACCUUUGGCUCCCGCUGGUGAACAUCAAAGACGGUCAGCAAACCCCCAACAUCACUGGAGAGAUUCAUGUGAUGACACAUUGGCUACCGGCAGAGAUGAAACAGGCAUUGCCGUUCGCAUCAUGGCACCAUUGA